GCCAUGGACUACUCCUACCUCAACUCCUAUGACUCCUGCGUGGCCGCGAUGGAGGCGUCUGCCUACGAGUUCAGCCCCUGCAGCCAGACCGGCUCCUUCCAGUACGGACCCGUCCGAGGGGGCUUCGGCCCCGCAGCCGCCUGCGCCCCCCUCGGCCCCGGCAGCUGCGCCCUGGGAGCGCUGCGGGAGCCGCAACCCGCGCCCUACCCCGCAGUUCCCUACAAGUUCUUCUCGGAGGCCCAGGGGCUGAACGAGAAGCGGAAGCAGCGUCGGAUCCGCACGACCUUCACCAGCUCCCAGCUCAAGGAGCUCGAACGAGUCUUCGCCGAGACCCAUUACCCUGACAUCUACACCCGCGAGGAGCUGGCGCUCAAGAUAGACCUCACCGAGGCCCGGGUGCAGGUGUGGUUCCAGAACCGCCGCGCCAAGUUCCGCAAGCAGGAGCGAGCCGCGAGCACCAAGGGGGGUGGGGGCUCCGGGGGGGGCCCCAAGGCGGAGCCGAGGGGGGGGUCCGAGGACGAGGACUCCAAAGGCUCCACGAGCAGCCCAGCCCCCGACAGCACCGCGGGGCCCAGCCCCGGCCCCGCCCCCCGCGGCCCCCCCUGGGCCCCCGACCCCCCCAAGGGCUGGCAGGGGGCGGAGCCAGGACCCUUCGGGGGGCUCCUCAGCGCCCUACAGAGGAAACCGGGGGGGCUGAAGCCCAACCCCUUCUGA
Molecule: messenger RNA, 714 nt
Organism: Melopsittacus undulatus (budgerigar)
Lineage: Eukaryota; Metazoa; Chordata; Aves; Psittaciformes; Psittaculidae
Gene: PHOX2A
Product: paired like homeobox 2A
Exons: 3
Coding region: 4-714 (236 amino acids)
Biological process (GO): regulation of transcription by RNA polymerase II
Molecular function (GO): DNA-binding transcription factor activity, RNA polymerase II-specific; RNA polymerase II transcription regulatory region sequence-specific DNA binding
Source: RefSeq, a predicted model, not a curated record